CCGACGGCUCCCUCAUUUGCUCACACCCCAGCAGCGAGAGCGAAGGUUGCAGGAGGCAGAACCACCACCCACCCAUGCAGAUCAGCCCUGGGAGUGCAGCUGGGCUUCUGCAGCUCCUCCCGGGCAAUGCUCCUGGGGAGGCGGUGGGGAAGAUGCAACCCGGGGCGCUGUGCAUUCCUCCUUGUGUCAGCCCUCCUGCUCGACGCGGUGGGUCUGGUCCUUUUGCUGAUAGGCAUCUUCGCCUCCCUUGAUUACUGGGACUUCCUGGUCUACACGGGGGCCCUGAUCCUGGCUUUCAGCCUGGUGCUCUGGAUCGGCUGGUAUUCCUUCAACAUCGAGGAACCUCUUGAGAAACUGAACUUGUAGUCUGGCCGUGGGCAGAGGAGGAGGGACGCAGGCUCCGUGGGCACCUGACUCUGAACCUGGGGCUGUUGGAGGAGCAGGGACAUGCUUUCACUCCCAGGCAGAGUGCCCCAGCGGGGACGAGGUGAGUGCACGCGAGGCCGGCCUGGCGGAGCGGGGCUUCUGUCAAUCUGGGCUCCAACUGCACCUGUGCCAGCCACAGGUGUCCUCUCCCCUGGGGCCCU
Molecule: messenger RNA, 587 nt
Organism: Mirounga angustirostris (Northern elephant seal)
Lineage: Eukaryota; Metazoa; Chordata; Mammalia; Carnivora; Phocidae
Gene: TMEM238L
Product: transmembrane protein 238 like
Exons: 1
Coding region: 127-366 (79 amino acids)
Source: RefSeq, a predicted model, not a curated record